AUGGUGGCCGUGUUCGCCGUGGUGACGACACCAUCAUGGGCACUGCCCAUCUCAGAGUUCCUAGAGAACGGGGUCCUCCCCAUGGACGAGACCGAAGCUCGGCAAGUGCAGCGCCGAGCGUCCACCUACAACAUCAUCAACAAUGAGCUCGGCGAGUGCGUGCACCACGCCGCCUCGGGGUCCCUGGUGGCCAAGGCUUUCCGCCAUGGUUUCUACUGGCCCACAGCCCUCGAAGACGCAGAGUCGCUCGUCCUCAAGUGCAAGGGAUGCCAGAGCUUCAGCAAGCGCAACCACCAGCCGGCGUCGGCACUCCGGACCAUCCCGAUCGCCUGGCCCUUCGCGCUGGAUGGGCCAACGAUCGUCUGGUUCGCCAAAGACAUCGCGGUGCGCUACGGCAUGCCGAACAGCAUUAUCACGGACAACGGCACCAACUUCGCCAAGGGCGCGCUCGCGCAGUACUAUUCCGUCUCCGGCAUUCGCCUCGACCUGGCUUUAGUCACACAUCUGCAGUCCAACGGCCAGGUUGAGCGGGCCAAUAGCCUCAUCCUUUCCGGCAUCAAGCCGCGACUCGUCGAGCCGCUCAUCCUUCAAAUUUAA
Aegilops tauschii subsp. strangulata is the source of this 597-nucleotide messenger RNA. RefSeq lists its product as uncharacterized. Gene Ontology annotation, biological process: DNA integration. Lineage: Eukaryota; Viridiplantae; Streptophyta; Magnoliopsida; Poales; Poaceae. Gene Ontology annotation, molecular function: nucleic acid binding. The record is from RefSeq and is a predicted model, not a curated record.